UUAAAAUUCUAACCGAAAAAAUCAUCAGGCAUGUUGCAUUGUCAAGUCAAAUUGUUUUUAUAUUUAUCCCUUGAAAAAUUUUUGUUUGAAGAUGCUUUCUCACGUAUCUCUCAACAGCGAUGGCACGCCUGCUUCGCCUGUACUGGCCAAGGUUCAAGAGUACAAAGACACUUUGAAGGUUCAAGCUGAAGAACUGGUAAUCAAAGGGUUCCCGGAGACAAUCGUGAAGCUUAACAACAUCCUGGAAACGCCCCAGUUCCGUAACAGAGCCUUCACUGAGGUCCAUCAAGAUUUAAACAUACCUGUUCCAGACCCGAUCUUGUUAAACAGUAAUUCCGAUUUGCCUCCUGCAAAGAAGACUAAAUAUGAUAACAGUAUAUCGAAAGAAGGGACGAAGGUGCUUGCACUUCCUAGUGGAUCUGUGGCAACCAACAAAAACCUGGUUGAACUUGUAGAGUUGGUGAAACCGCAUAUUCGCAAGCUUGUGGAAGACUCAAACACUAUGAAAAUGUGGAUUUCCUUUAUGAUUCCUAAGAUAGAAGAUGGAAAUAACUUUGGAGUAUCAAUCCAGGAAGAUACAUUAGCUGAAGUACAGUCAGUUGAGUCCGAAGCAGCAGCUUUUUUUGAUCAAAUCUCAAGAUAUUUCAUUUCUAGAGGAAAAUUAAUAUCAAAAGUAGCCAAAUAUCCACACAUUGACGACUACCGUAGGGCGGUGCAAGAGUUAGAUGAAAAAGAGUACUUAAGUUUGUGGCUGGUGAUGUCAGAGAUCAGGAACAGGUACUGCGCCCUUCACGAUAUCGUUCUGAAGAAUUUGGACAAGAUUAAGAAACCUCGGUCGGCCAACGCGCAAGAAUCUUUAUAUUGAGUAGGAGAUUAUUUUUUUCAAUAAAUUGCUAAGAAACUUUUAUUAUU
Molecule: messenger RNA, 912 nt
Organism: Sitophilus oryzae (rice weevil)
Lineage: Eukaryota; Metazoa; Arthropoda; Insecta; Coleoptera; Curculionidae
Gene: REG
Product: proteasome activator complex subunit 3
Exons: 4
Coding region: 92-865 (257 amino acids)
Biological process (GO): positive regulation of endopeptidase activity; regulation of G1/S transition of mitotic cell cycle; regulation of proteasomal protein catabolic process
Cellular component (GO): nucleoplasm; cytoplasm; proteasome activator complex
Molecular function (GO): endopeptidase activator activity
Source: RefSeq, a predicted model, not a curated record